This is a messenger RNA of Penicillium nucicola, 3378 nucleotides long. RefSeq lists its product as uncharacterized. The transcript has 2 exons. The coding region runs from base 1 to 3378 and encodes 1125 amino acids. Gene Ontology annotation, biological process: transmembrane transport. The record is from RefSeq and is a predicted model, not a curated record. Lineage: Eukaryota; Fungi; Ascomycota; Eurotiomycetes; Eurotiales; Aspergillaceae.
AUGCCCGAAGCGGACAUGUACUACGCGGAGAUUGAACGGGAUGGAUUCCCAGUCUCCGCUCAACGGACACACGACUGCCCGCGACAGGCAUUACACGUUUCGCAAGGUCGGCCCUGGCGCGAUACGUCCAAACGCCGACAAGCGUGGAGCUCGUGGUGGAUGAUGAUGCUCGGUCUUAUUUUCUUCGCUUCCCACGCCGCCGCAGUCCUGCUGGAUUUUGACAACUGUCUGUCGAAAACAAUCCUCGAGUCGGACCCUCUUCAGCUCCAAUUCGUCCCCACCAACGUCUCCGUCGUAUUCAACCUCACCAAUUCUCUACACCCACUCAGCGUGACGGUCUACGGAAAUGUGUCGGGUACCAUGUCGCGAACGGCGGAUUAUCCCGCGAUGGACUCUGCGGACUGGACAAAUCCGAACUGGACGGAUGGGAAGAUCGUGGACUUGAGCACGACGAAUUACAAGUACACCACCUUGUUGACGGCGUUCAACGUACUAAGUUUUUCGCCUUUUAAUAAUGCUUCACGAUUUCGCGACUCCCUCACACAAGGUACCCUGCCGAUGGGUCCCGUCUUCGACUACAAUAUGAGCGAUCUGUCCACCUUGCACGCAUUCUCGGUUCAGCAUGAUAUGCUUUCGACAUACCGUUUCGGAACAAUUAACCCCUCGUUCAAGCUUCGUUCCGGUGACGCCUCCGCGAUUGAGCUGGCCUGCUUGACGGUGAAAGUCACGCCUGACUUUAAUGCGCCUUUGAGAAAUGCAAUCGCCUACGUGCCUCUGGUCAUACUGCUGCUGGUGGGAGUCGCCACGAUCACUGCUGCCAUUUACAGCCCUUGGGGUACGACAGAUUUGUUUAGAUGGACAAGUAACUACGGCCGCGACGAGGAUGUUCUCCGUUUGGUCACACCCGGGUUUGCAGAUUGUCUGCAGUACCUUCAAUACGUGGUGUUGACAGGUGCGCUUUCGUUGGACUACCCGGGUUUCUACCAGCCUGCGGUCAGCCAAGGCGCGUGGUCGACUCUCAUGUUUAACCAAAGUUUCGUCAACCCCGGUGGACGGAAUCCGGUUGUCGAUGGAGUCUAUGCCGUCAACGGAACAUACGGCCUGGACCGAAUGAACCAGCUGGUCGGAAUGCAAUCAUCCCAGGACAUCUGGCCGGGCAUGAUCAUCUGGACUUUGGUCAUCUUGGUCUGCGUCACGUUACUGGUUCAGAUCGCCUUUGGACUUCGAUGGCUUCGCCGUGAAUUGGCAAACAACACCGAUCAAGAUUUGCGCGCCAGAAAUUUGCCGUUUACCUUGGGCAACAUUAUCCGCAUGGUCUUCAACUACCUUCUCCUCCCUAUUGUUUCCCUUUCCUUCUUCCAGCUGGUCAUAGCUGGUCAAUCCCCCGCUUACAGUGUUGCUCUGGCGGCUCUGGUGAUUGUAGUACUCGUCUGCUUCUCCCUUUGGUUCAUCCGAGUCAUCGUCUCCACACGUCCUAAAUCACACCUUUUCGACGACCUGCCUACUGUACUUUUGUACGGCCCUCUCUACAACACCUAUUGCGAUGAUGCCGCUGCCUUUGCCGCCGUUGCGAUUGUUUUGAAUAUUGCUCGAGGUGUCGCGGUGGGUGCUUUGCAGCCCUCCGGUAUUGCACAGGUAGUAAUGCUGGCGAUUUGCGAAGUCGUUUCUGUACUUACCUUGCUCGCCUUCCGCCCUUUCUCUGGUCCCACUCACAUGAACCUCUAUCAUUGUCUCUUCUCCAUAGUGCGCUUCUUGACUGUCAUUCUCAGCGUGGUGUUUGUUCCUUCGCUCUCAGUCUCAGAGGCCGCCCGAGGCUGGAUUGGAUAUCUGAUCCUAGUGCUCCAUGCUAUGGUUCUGAUUUUCGGAUUCUUCCUCAAUGCCAUGCAGACGUUGAUUGAGGUUCUAGCUCGACUUGCUGGUGCUGGUGGAGCCACUCGUGGUGGUCUUGCGAAAGUCUUCGGCAUGCGUCAACUUUCCAGACGUACUCCACGUCGGGAUCUUGCGCGACAAAGUAUGGGCUCAGAGGCCGCUAUGCUUGGACACGGUGACGACCGUCUGUCUGCCCAAUUCGAUGGAUCCCGUCCUCGCAGUCUAUCCGGCAGUUCUGCUCUCCUUUUGAACCGCGCCACAGGCAGUGAUGGCCGAGCCAGUGCUUACUUUGAUUAUGCCAGCUCCCAAGGAGGCACGCACAGUCGCGCUGCGAGUGGAGGAUUCCCAACACCUACAUCAACAGCUUACCCUGGACCUGGUUUCCCCAGUUCCCCCAGCAGCGGUACCAUGACAGGGCUGAAUCCUCGUGAUCCUUAUUACCGACCGCCUCGUCCUGGACGAAAAGGACCUCAAGGCACUGUGUCAUUUGAGAAGGGCAAGGCCCCGAGCAAGAGUCCCUCGAAACGUUUCUUGUCAAGAUCACUCCGCCGAGCAGCCCAUACUGACGAUGAAAUCGGAGAUGCCCCGAUGUCCGGCCGUGCAACACCCGUGCCGGCAUAUCUACCGACAGGGAAGGAUGAUUUGGAAUUGGACGACCAACGGCAAUCACGAAAAGACUAUGCCGUCCGUGAGGUCGAUUUCUACUACGGAGUCCGGGGUCCCCCACUCUCACAUACCGGCACGCGAAAGUUGAAAACCGGCCCAGCUGACCCCACAGGACCGGUCUCAUCUGCGACAGGCUGGUUCCGAGGCUUAUUCCAAGGAAAGACCAAGGAUAGCGCCAAGGGAUUCGAGGUGGUUCGAAGUGCUCGAGCACCCCCGCCUGGCAUGUUCCCGCCUGGUGGUGACUAUAACGAGCAUUAUCAAGACGAUCCGGAGGCUCCCAGUGCUGGUCACUCCCGCAAUGUGUCUACAGGCGAUGUUCCCUAUGAAGAUCUGGAUGGCGAACAUGAAUCUAAGCGACUAAGUGGAACACUCCCGCCGGUUCUACCCCAGCUCAACACAUCCGUUGGUGGUGGCAUUGAAUUACCCAGUCGACAGGGAUCUCGCCAUACCCAAGCACCGGCUGAGGAAGGAGAUGGACCCUCAACAUCACUCCCGGUCGUCACCGAGACCAUCUCCGAAGAACAGCAGCCUGGCCCAGACAGACGAUCCGUCCACUCUGGAAACCACCUUCAGCUCUCCCCUACCGCCCGGUUACCCUUCAGUGAUAGUAGCUCACCUUCUCGGGAACGGGGUCUAUCAAUGACCUCCACUUCCAGGUCAAGGUCAAUAGCGUCUAGUCAUGGCACGGGUCAGGGUAGUCGACGAGGUGAACGGCCUUCUAGUAUGGGUUAUGUAGCGCAACAUCGCGCACAUGACAACAUCCAUGAAGCCAGCCCGGAUGAGCCAUCCUUUGCUGGUAGUUCGGCGGAACUUGUGGAUGAAGCUGCGAACCACGAAAACUAG